Girardinichthys multiradiatus is the source of this 3485-nucleotide messenger RNA. It is a transcript of the gene tekt2, whose product is annotated as tektin 2 (testicular). The coding region runs from base 477 to 1766 and encodes 429 amino acids. The transcript is spliced from 10 exons. The record is from RefSeq and is a predicted model, not a curated record. Gene Ontology annotation, cellular component: nucleus; microtubule cytoskeleton. NCBI's taxonomy places the organism in Eukaryota, Metazoa, Chordata, Actinopteri, Cyprinodontiformes, Goodeidae. Gene Ontology annotation, biological process: cilium assembly; cilium movement involved in cell motility.
UGACCUUCAACCCUUCCCUUUUUACAGCCCAAUCAAAACUAGUUUAGUUUAAUAAAUUCAAGUUAAAGAUAAAAUGGUUGCACGCUAAGCACGUUUUAUGGAUAAUUAAUAUGUAGUUUUUAAUGACUCCACUCAGAAUGAAAAUGUUAUACUGGGCCUGUCUCUAAAACCUGAAGAUUAGCUUGUAAGCGCUUAUUGGACCUCGAGCUAAUGUUGUUAGCUAGCCUGAACUGAACGAACGACCCAUAAAACCCAAACGGACCGAACAUGGAGUCGAUUCAACCUGCAGUCGCUCGGUGCUGGUCACAGACGGAUUUUAAUAAUUCAUCCGCGUGUGUGUGUGUGUGUGUCGUUUUGUUGCCUGGAGACUGCUCCCGCGUCUGUGGCCGUUGCUAUAGUAACGCUGCCCCUGGACGCGCCACCGGAUGAGAACCUUCUGGAACGCCGGAUAUUUCCACAUCUGAAGCUGCAGCAGGAUGUCAGCUCCUUCGCUGAAGCCCAGCCUGCGGCACAACGUCUCCGAGUGGCACAGCAACAACCAGCAGCUGUCCGGCACCGCUCAACACGACCGGCACGUUUCCCAUGAGAUCCGACAGGAGGCCAGGACGCUCCGCAACGAGACCCGCUGCAAGACAGUGUGGGAUGAGAGCGACACGUCUCGCAGGCUCAGUGAUCGGAUCUGGGAUGUUGCUCGGUGGAGGGACGUGUUGGAAUGCUCUGCACAGAAAGUGGAUGUGGAAAUGGAGGCUCUCACUCUGUCCAAAGAGCAGAGUGAGCUGGCCCUGGCCGCCACCUCCAUCCCCCUGGAGGUCAGCAAUGAGUGCCUGACGCUGAGGGAGGGGCGGCGGGACUUUGAGCUGGUUAGCGACCCUGUGGAGGAGCAGCUGAAGAAGGAGGUGGAGCUGAUAGAAGGCGUGCAGCAGCGUCUGCAGCAGAACAUUGGGCGGGCCUUUGAGCAGCUGUGUGUCCUGCAGGAGGUUCGACACCAGCUGACCGCGGAUCUGCAGAACAAGAUGGAAGCUCUGGAUAUCGAUAUGUCCUGCCUGUCCCUCAACAUGAAGUCGGCUAACAUCUCCCUGAAGACAAACCCGACCCGGAUUCCAUCGUGUUCCUCCACCCCCCAGGAGUGGGCCCAGUUCAGCCAGUAUAAUGUGGCUCGGGCCCACGAGGCCGUGCACAAGUCCCAGCAAAUAAGAGAGGACAUGAGCCUCAGCAGAGCGCAGCUCCAUAAUGAGAUGGAGGCCCAGCGCAGAGCCACAGAGUUUGCUCUUCGGAAACGGAAUCGCCACGAAGAGCAGGCCCGAGAUGACCUGCAGUGGCAAAUUAAAAACACUGAGGAUGAGAUGGCAGAGAUGGAGGGCGACAUCCGGGGGCUGGACGCAGACCUGCAGGCCAAGACUGUGUCCCUGAUGCUGGCUCACACCCGACUGGAGACUAGGAGCCGCAGGUCUGGCGUGGACCUGUGCCGCGACGAGGUGCAGCAUGGCCUUGUUGCUGAGGUUCAGCAGCUGGAGGCCACAAUCCAGGCUCUGAAGCAGAAACUCUCAGAAGCUCAACACUCUCUGCAGAAGAUGAAGCUCCAUCACAGCCGCAUGCAGCAGGAUCUUUCCAGAAAACAGGAAGCCCUGUCUCUGGAGCAGCGCAGCAUGCAGACCAGGACCAAGACCGUCAUCACAAAUCCAUCCGGCACCAAUAAGCCUACGGUGCCGCUGGUUCCGCUCAUGAAUUCAAGCAGGAGGAGCAACCUUCAGCUGCUGGCCCAGUGAGGAGAUGGACUCUGUGUUUGUGUUUACCUGAAUUUCACCUGCAGCACAUUCCCAACAUGCCACAUCCUGUGGCUGACCGAGAGCCAAUUAGAUUUCAGUGCUCCUGUUACCUUGACGACAGGAAGCAUCACUGUGUUUGUUUUGGUUUGUUUUAUGUUAUUACUGCUAUGACCUGACCACAACCAGAACCCAGACAUACGACCUCUAGAAGUCACCAGAGUCAUAUAUUUAAAUCCAAAUGAAAAGUAUGAAAGAAAGAUUUUGAUAAUAAGUGUGAACAUCAGAUCAGUAGUGAACAAGGGAGAUGUUUGACAGAUAGGAGGGUUGGUGCUUUAAUGUGCAAACAACACAUCCCCUUGUCUGAGAAACUGACCAGGUCCUCAGACAAGGAGAAGGGAAUUCACAACAAGUUCUGACCUGGAGUCCUGACCCAGCCUUCAAAGCAGCUGGACCUUCGUGUGAUUGUGGAUCAGUGGUUCUUCAGGGUUCCUGCAAGGGCCCUUAACUUCAGGAAUGAACCACUGUUGUGUUGACAAGAACUUCCUUCUAACUGAAUGUUUUAGUAGAACAUAGUUCUUCCUGUACCCUCCCAGAACUUACAGAGAACCGUUUUUAGAACUGACUUACAGGUUACUUUGCAAGAAGGCAUUUCUUCAAACCUGCAGGGUACUUGUUGGGGUCAUAAUGUUUGCUCAUCCUAUCAGGUUACAAGUAAGUGUGUGACGUGUUUGUUAUCCUACCGGUACCAGUGCGGGGCUUCAGUCAGUGGAAGUUACUCUGUUGUUCCAAAGAAGAGAGGUGAACUCACUAACAAGCUAACAGCCAACCUGCCAGCUCUGUGGAAAAGUAGUUACAGUAAAAGAUGGCGGCUCAACAAACCAGUUUCACCUUCUAUGAACUAACCACCGGCCUCAACAGCUGCAGGGUCACUUUCCAAAACAAACCCACUAGUGAGAUUGUUGCACAAGGCCUAAAAGGGGUGCUGACAAAACAGCUGCAACAAGAGGAGCACACGGUUCCCAUGACAACAGACAGUGAUGCUAAUGUUGUCGGUGGAUAAACAGCUGUGAAUAAAUGUGUUACUGUUGUGCUCCAAUCACUUGAUUAGUGAUUACAGGACUGGCUGCAGCGCCCCCUUCAACAGCGGCUGGUUCUGACAUACAGGAAACAUUCCCAGAAUAUCAUUUCUCCCAUUUUCUGUCAGGCCUGAGAGCGCCAUCACCAGGGCUUAUGGUUGAAGGUUGAAUUACCUCAGGAUGAUACAGCUGCUAUGAUCAUUUAGUUAAGGAGCAUGUGAGUCGCUACCCUGAACAUCACCAAAAGUUGAAAAUGGUUAAAUUCUUACUUUGAAGAAUAAUAUAAGCAUUAAACGUUUCGCUGUUUGACGGUAAAAAUAUUCUCUACGGUAAUGAAAGAUAAAAUAUGAUGAUAAAAGCACCGUUACGAGUCACUUAUCUGACAUUUAUUGUAAAAACAGCAACAUUUCAAUUAAAGAUUAUCUGUUGAUCAUUACUGAUAAACAUAAAUAACCGCAGCAUUAAGACUUUUAAAGCGGUGUAUGUUUUACUAAUAUUCCUGUUGGACGAGAACUCCUUAAUAAUGACACAUUGUUCAUAUUGCCAUUGCUGAGUAACUGGUGUUGAAAAUGAGACAAAUAUAUUAAUAUCAUAAUGUCCACUAAUGUAGUUAUAAUUUCUCUAAAAAUACUUUUUUUCAUAA